UCAGCUUCGGAGACUGCCUCUUUGUGCAAGGAAACUGCUGCACAAAGCAAGAGGCAGGAAGCUUGGCAGCGUGUGCAAGCUGGGUACAAGCUGGAAGAACAUGCUCUCUGUGCUGGAAAACGUGUUGAAGACCACCUCGUCCUGGCUGCAUGUGGACGUCUACCGGGUUUUUCACCUGGCCGCUGUGUUCUGCCUGACCUGCGUGUUGCUAAAAGCCAGCCAGCUGUAUCAUCGGAGGCAGGAGUUGCUCAGAGUUUUUGCCAGUUUCCCAGGCCAUCCAACCCACUGGCUGUACGGCCAUACCCACCUGUUUAAAAAAGAAGAGGAGACAUUGGACACAGUGGAGGCCUGGAGCCUAAAGUACCCUGAUGCUUUCCCUCUGUGGUUUGGAAGCUUCUUAGCAUACUUGAACAUCAGCCAUCCUGAAUAUGCUAAGGUUUUAUUGACAAGAGCAGAUCCCAAGGAUAAUAUGAGUUAUAAACACUUAAUUCCGUGGAUUGGGAAAGGAUUACUGGUCUUACAUGGUCCAAAGUGGUACCAGCAUCGUAAACUUCUAACUCCGGGGUUUCAUUACGAUCUGUUGAAACCUUACGUGCCAUUGCUUGCAGACUCUACUAAAGUGAUGCUGGAUAAAUGGGAACAACAGAUCACAGAGGACAAGUCAAUGGAGCUCUUUGAAGCCAUCAGUUUGAUGACUCUAGACAGCAUCAUGAAAUGCGCCUUCAGUUACCAGAGCAACUGUCAGAUGGACAGGGACAAUUCCUACACCCAAGCUGUCUACGAACUCACCUAUUUGGUGCAUCACAGACUCCAAAUCAUCCCGUAUCACAGUGAUUUCAUCUAUUGGCUCAGUCCUCAAGGCUACCAGUUCAGGAAGGCCUGCCAGAUUGCACACCUCCACACAGAAAAGGUGAUCCAGGAGCGGAGGGAAUCACUCAAGGAUGAGCAAGAACUUGAAAAAAUCCAGAAAAGGCGUCACUUGGACUUUCUGGACAUCCUUCUCCAGGCCAAAGAUGAAAACGGAGUUGGAUUAUCUGAUGAGGACAUACGAGCCGAGGUGGACACGUUCAUGUUUGAGGGUCACGAUACCACAGCCAGCGGGAUUGCCUGGCUCUUUUACUGCCUGUCCCUGCACCCUGAGCACCAGCAGAGGUGUAGGGAAGAGGUCCAGGCAGUUCUGGGAGACCGGGAUACGGUUGAGUGGGACGACCUCAGUAAGAUGACUUACUGCACCAUGUGCAUUAAGGAGAGCCUGCGUCUUUACCCUCCGGUCCCAGGGGUAGCCCGGCAGCUCAGUAAACCCAUCACGUUUUACGACGGACGGACUCUACCCGAAGGCAUUUUGGUAGCAAUAAGCAUUUAUCUCAUUCACAGAAAUCCCAGCGUAUGGAAAGAUCCACUGGUGUUUGAUCCGUCAAGGUUUUCUUCGGAGAACAUCUCCAGUAGACAUCCUUAUGCCUUUCUGCCUUUCGCUGCUGGAUCAAGGAACUGCAUUGGGCAGCAGUUUGCCAUGAACGAGCUGAAAGUAGUGCUGGCCCUGACCCUGCAGCGCUAUGAAUUCUCACCAGAUCCAGAAAAUCCUCCCAUUAAAGUACCUCGGAUCACCCUUCGUUCCAAGAAUGGGAUUCACCUGUACUUGAAGAAAGUCCUGUGAUGCUGAAACAGCACUGACUUCAACGAAGGCAGGGAUCGAACCAAAGGGAUUAUCAGUUUAUAGGACUAAGAGGGAGCAUCUACACAUGCAUUUAAACACAACUAAAUUUAAUGUGGAUUAAGCUAAUGUGUAUUAAGUGAUUUUUUGCAGGUGUCUACACAUGCAGAGGCUUGGCACUGAAAUUAGUGCCAAGUCCCUGCAGCCCUGCCAUGUGCCCCUAGUGGCUGGGCAGACCCAACACUAAAGUUAGUGCCAGGUUGCAUCUACAUGUGCGUUAAUGCAUUUGCAAGUAUCAAAUUUAGGCACAAUCAGCCUAAUUUCACCAUUUUUAAUGUAUAUUAAGGGUGUACACAUGUAGACAUGCACCCGUAAUAUGUGUUAAAUUAGACUAAUGCACAUUAACGUGUCUCCUGCAGCAUCUUGGCCCAAGGACAUCAACUUCCCUUCUGCCACCAGUGGAAGGGCCCAUGUGUCAUACCUUGUUGGUUUGAUAGGAGGAUUGGAUCUUAUUACACCACAUACUUCUACUCUGCAUAGGAAUUGUACCCUUCUCCCAACACUGACCCUUCCUCUGGUUUUCUGCACCAGGCGUUCACUCCAGUGCCCCACAUGUCCUGUUGACUGCAGUGGGCACAGGAUUGAACUGCAGGUUUCAGCCUCUCAUAUCCCAGACACUUUCUCAUCUUGCAACGCUCUCUUUCCUCACAUCUCCAUUUUCAUGGGCUCCUCCUGUCCUUCCUGUGCCUUUCCCCUCAUCACCCUACUGCACCCUUCUUCCGUGCUCCAGGCCUUUUGCAAUGCCUGGCCCGUGCUUCCUUCUCUUUCAAAGCCCUGCUUACACUGUAUUUCUUAUGUGAGGCCUUCGAGAACAGCUCAACAUCUCUCUCUGUCCCUCUAUUACAAUUUUUUAAAAGCCUUGAUUACAGUUGGGCUGUUGACCUUUGGUCAACCCACAGGGCACUGCCUUUGGUGAUCUUCUGGGCUAAUUAAAAUAAUGACUAACUUA
Messenger RNA from Alligator mississippiensis (American alligator), 2660 nucleotides. Its product is annotated as cytochrome P450 4B1. The transcript has 12 exons. The record is from RefSeq and is a predicted model, not a curated record. The coding region runs from base 101 to 1654 and encodes 517 amino acids. Gene Ontology annotation, molecular function: heme binding; oxidoreductase activity, acting on paired donors, with incorporation or reduction of molecular oxygen; iron ion binding. Lineage: Eukaryota; Metazoa; Chordata; Crocodylia; Alligatoridae.